This is a messenger RNA of Mycotypha africana, 1173 nucleotides long. Its product is annotated as aminotransferase. NCBI's taxonomy places the organism in Eukaryota, Fungi, Mucoromycota, Mucoromycetes, Mucorales, Mycotyphaceae. Gene Ontology annotation, molecular function: branched-chain-amino-acid:2-oxoglutarate transaminase activity. Gene Ontology annotation, cellular component: mitochondrion. The coding region runs from base 1 to 1173 and encodes 390 amino acids. The record is from RefSeq and is a predicted model, not a curated record. The transcript has 6 exons. Gene Ontology annotation, biological process: L-leucine biosynthetic process; L-valine biosynthetic process.
AUGAUAUCAACAAGAAUUCCGUUAGCAUUCAAAAGAACUGUCUUUGGUUAUGCCAGGAGAUCAUAUUCAGAACUAAGCGCAAGCAAACUUAAAAUCAGAAAAGCAGAUACAUUGAAGCCUUUGGUUGCAAAUGAUCAACUAGUUUUUGGGCGUACAUUCACAGAUCAUAUGAUUUCAGUCGACUGGGAGGAGGAAAAGGGCUGGGCUGCUCCAGAAAUUCAUCCUUAUGAGAACUUAAGCUUGCCACCUAGCGCUGUCGUUUUUCAUUAUGCUUCUGAGCUCUUCGAAGGUAUGAAGGCGUACAAGGAUAAGAAUGGUAAAAUACGUCUCUUCAGACCUGAUAUGAAUAUGGCCCGUAUGAAUCGCUCUGCUGCUCGUAUAGCGCUUCCUCAAUUUGAUGGGGACGAGUUAAUAAAGCUUAUGUCGGAAUACUUAAAGAUAGACGAGAAAUGGAUCCCUUCAGAACGAGGUUACUCUCUUUAUCUGCGCCCCACUUUGAUCGGCACAGAUGCAGCAUUGGGUGUUACUCCGCCUGCAAAAGCAAAAUUAUUCGUUAUUGGUUGCUCUGUUGGCCCUUACUACAGAACUGGCUUCAAUGCUGUUCGCUUAUUAGCCACUAGUGAUUAUGUUCGUGCUUGGCCAAAGGGCACCGGUAAUACUAAAUUAGGUCUCAAUUACGCACCAGGUCUAUUACCACAACGUAUUGCUGCUGAAAAAGGUUAUCAGCAAAAUCUUUGGUUGUUCGGUGAUCAUCAUCAAUUGACUGAAAUUGGUACUACGAACUUGUUUAUUUUGCUUAAAAACGAUCAAGGUGAGGUCGAACUUGUUACUCCUCCUUUAGAUGGUUCUAUUUUGCCAGGUGUCACUCGUGACUCCAUCAUCAGUUUGGCUAAGAGUUGGAAUGAAUUCAAAGUAAGUGAACGCGCUAUGACGAUGCCAGAGCUUCGUGAGUUGGUAAAGAAAGGUCGCGUUCUUGAAAUGUUCGGUGCAGGCACUGCUUGUGUUGUUAGCCCUAUUAAAGAAAUCGGAUAUAUGGGUGAGGAUUUGAAGAUUCCACUAGAUCCAAAGAACCCUAAUGCUCAGGCUGGGCCUUACACAACCCGCUUCAAUGAUGCUAUUCUUGCUAUUCAAUAUGGUGAUGUUGAACAUCCUUGGUCCGUUGUCAUUAACUAA